AUGCGGCCCGCUCCGACGCUUCGGCCGUCGAGGGUCUCGCGUAUCUGGCUCCCGCAUCGCCUCGCCGGCUUCCACCGAUGCAUUUCACAUCAAGCAACCCGCUCUAUCGCCGAGUUGCUUCAAUGGCAGCCCAAGGAGAAGGCCGAUGAUGUGACCAUCAACGGCUUCGUCCGGUCCGUCCGGUCUAUGAAGGCACACCAAUUCAUCGCCCUCGGCGACGGUUCGUCUCUGGCCCCUCUACAGGCUCUCGUGCAGCCCGACCACGGCUCAGACCUUGCCGUUGGCGCGGCCGUCCGCCUCACCGGUUCCUGGGUUCCCUCUCCGGGAACGUCCCAGAGCCAUGAGCUGCACGUUGACAAGGUCGAGGUCUUGGGCCCGUCUGACGCAAAGACGUUUCCCAUCCAAAAGAAAUAUCAAACCCCUGAGUAUCUCCGUACCAUGCCACAUUUGCGGCCGAGAACUCCGACCAACGCCGUUCUGUUGAGACUGCGCUCCGAGGCCAUUGCAUCCUUGACUCAAUUUUUUGCAGGACGAUCCUUCACCCAGACGCAUCCUCCCAUCCUCACCUCGGCGGAUUGCGAGGGUGCCGGGGAGGUCUUCACUGUGACGCCCGCCAGUGAUACGCUGGACUCGGCCAACGCCCAGGGCAGUGGUCUGCACCAGGAACCUUUUUUCCGUUCAAAAAAGUACCUCACCGUUUCGACCCAGCUUCAUUUGGAAGCGCUUGCGCAAUCCGUUGGUAAUGUCUGGACCCUCUCGCCCGUCUUCCGGGCCGAGAAGAGCGAUACCUCGAGGCAUUUGAGCGAGUUCUACAUGCUCGAAGCCGAAAUGAGCUUUGUAGAAGAUCUCGGGCCCGUGAUGGAUCUGCUCGAAGACAUGCUGCGGUCUUUAAGCACCAACAUGAUUGAGUCGGCGACGGUCCAGGACCUUCUCUUUCGGUCACGCCACAGCGGUUCGCAUUUGGCCCCGGCCGAAGACGUAAGGCACCGUUGGGACGGUUUGAUGCUCAAGGACUGGCCGCGAAUCACGUACACGGACGCGGUGGCACUGUUGCAGAAGAAGUCCGAUCUUUUCGAGCACAAGCCAACGUGGGGUGCGGGCUUGCAAUCGGAGCACGAGAGGUAUCUUGCCGAACACCUCGGAAACGGUGAGAAGCCGGUCUUCGUCACCCACUAUCCCCGAGACAUCAAGGCCUUUUACAUGCUCGAGACCCAGUCCCCGCUCUCUGGAAUACCCGGCCCAACCGUCGACUGCUUCGACCUGCUGGUGCCAGAGUUCUGCGAAAUCGCCGGCGGGUCGAUGCGCGAGCACCGUCUCGACCCUCUUUUGAAUGUCAUGAAACAGAAGGGGAUUCUCAAGCCAUCAUCUGAUGGGCCAGACGCUGAGAGCUCCUCUGGGGGCCUGGACUGGUAUGUCGACCUUCGCCGGUGGGGCUGCCCACCGCAUGGUGGCUUUGGCAUAGGCUUCGACCGGCUGCUCAGUUAUUUGUCUGGUGUCCAAACCAUCCGAGACAUCGUCUCAUUCCCACGCUGGUAUGGACGCUGUGACUGUUGA
Molecule: messenger RNA, 1554 nt
Organism: Dichotomopilus funicola
Lineage: Eukaryota; Fungi; Ascomycota; Sordariomycetes; Sordariales; Chaetomiaceae
Exons: 3
Coding region: 1-1554 (517 amino acids)
Biological process (GO): asparaginyl-tRNA aminoacylation
Cellular component (GO): mitochondrion
Molecular function (GO): nucleic acid binding; asparagine-tRNA ligase activity; ATP binding
Source: RefSeq, a predicted model, not a curated record